GUGUCAGUUACUAUCACUAUUGUGAGAUCGGCUGCAUACUGUGGAGGUCGUAUAAACUGACCUUAUAAAACACCGACGAUUUAAGGACAUAUAUGAUUUAUGCCGUACAGCUUCAUCUGUAAAAGUAAAGUUUCAGCACGUAAGUCACGGUAUUCAAGUGAUGGAAGGAAAACACGUUGUUGUUAUUGGUGGUGGAUCGUACAGAAUGAGACCCCUAUGGCCGGACGCUGAAAAAUACGGUAUAAAGGUCAUACUUGUGGAAUCUGAUCCAAAUCAUAUUGCACGAGAUCUUGUGCAUUGUUUUAUAGAGUAUGAUUUCUCUGAUCAUACGAGGGACCAAAUGCAUGCCGAAAAUAUAAUAAAUACGAUACAUGGUAUGGGGAUGAAGAUUGAUGGUUGUCUAUCAUUUCUAGACAAGUUAACUCCCUUGGUUGCACUCAUUUGUGAAUCAUUAGAAUUAAGAGGUCUGAGUUACAAAUCAGCGAUUAUAGCGAACUCGAAAUCACAAACACAGAAUGUGCUGAGCAUGAACAUAAAUGAAACUGAAGCGUCAAAUGCUGGUGUAUUUUCUUCAAAGGCAGUCCAUCUAAGAAGUGAUUCGGACUGUGAUGAUUUACCGGAAAGUUUUAAGUUUCCUGCUAUACUCAAACUAGACAAUUGCGCAUUUGGAAUCGGAGCUUGCAAAGUAAAAAGCAAAGAAGAAAUGAAGGAGCAAUAUCAACAAAUAACAAGUUCUCUAUGCACAGAUUCGGCCUUUCCCGGGAUUGGACUCAGUCGCGGCAAUUCAAUGACAACAUUUGAAUUUCACUCUGGUACAGAACAUAAUGUUGAUGUCAUUUUGUAUGACAAAACUCUUGUAUGGGCAUCUAUAACUGAUAGCGGGGUAGUGAGACAGCCAUAUUAUAUAGGUACUGCUAAACGUCUACCUUCAUUUCUACCAGACGACAGCCGUAAAAAGCUAAUAGACGCUGCCUUCAAAUGUUGCUUAGGGAUAGGUCUAACGGAUGGAACGUUCAAUGUUGAGUUAAUAAUGACAGCCAACGGACCAAAACUUGUAGAAAUCAAUCCAAGAAUGUGUGGCUACGUCUUCAGGGAUUGGAUAAUGAAAUUGUACGGAAUUGAUAUCAUGUUAUAUACAAUGAUGAUCUCUUGUGGAAUAAAACCUGAAAUACCAAAAAUUUCAACAGACACAAUACAGAUGGGCGUAAUGGUUAUACCAUCUUUACAUGGAAAACUUCUUACAGAUGAUCAUUACAAAAAUAAAUUGAAUGAAAUGAUUGAAUGUGGUGACGUCACAUUUCUACAAUUCCUUGAUAGUUUUGAGCAUCUGUCCACUUACGACCAGCCGUUUGGAAAUGUUUCUGUGUCUGGUACAAAUCCGAUAGAAGUAAAGAGAAAAUUGAUGAAUAUAUGUAAAGCACUCGACAUUGACCAAAACGAUUACCAAGUUGACAACUUUAUAAGAAACUUUUGAGUAUCACACUUGAUUAUGUACAUGGUUGGCUUGAUUUUUGCAAUUGAGGGAUAGAACAAGCAUGAAUAUAAUCAAAUACAUGUAUGUUAACAAUUACUAUAUAUUUACGACUAUUGAAGACAUUUGAAUUCUGAUUACAAUACAUAAAAUAAAAUG
Messenger RNA from Ruditapes philippinarum (Manila clam), 1630 nucleotides. RefSeq names its product carnosine synthase 1-like. Gene Ontology annotation, molecular function: carnosine synthase activity; ATP hydrolysis activity; metal ion binding. Gene Ontology annotation, biological process: carnosine biosynthetic process. The record is from RefSeq and is a predicted model, not a curated record. Bases 161 to 1474 code for a protein of 437 amino acids. The transcript has 7 exons. NCBI's taxonomy places the organism in Eukaryota, Metazoa, Mollusca, Bivalvia, Venerida, Veneridae.